Habropoda laboriosa is the source of this 3854-nucleotide messenger RNA. RefSeq names its product insulin receptor substrate 1 (gene chico). Bases 1 to 3663 code for a protein of 1220 amino acids. Gene Ontology annotation, molecular function: insulin receptor binding; phosphatidylinositol 3-kinase binding. Gene Ontology annotation, biological process: insulin receptor signaling pathway. The record is from RefSeq and is a predicted model, not a curated record. Gene Ontology annotation, cellular component: cytosol; plasma membrane. The transcript has 10 exons. NCBI's taxonomy places the organism in Eukaryota, Metazoa, Arthropoda, Insecta, Hymenoptera, Apidae.
AUGUCUUCGAGCAGGAGUUUAAUCUCCUCUUCAGGGGGUCCCGUUGUUCUUUCUGGACAUGUGAAGAAGCUGAAGACUCAGAAGAAAAAAUACUUCGUGUUGCGUGGCGAAUCAGCAGGAUAUCCUGCCUGUCUCGAAUAUUAUGAUAGUAAAAAGAAGUAUGAGAACAGGCAGCCUCCGAAGCGUAGCAUCUUGUUGGACAGCUGCUUCAAUAUCAAUAAACGCGUGGACACCAAACACAAACACGUUAUCGCAUUGUACACAAAAGACGAAUGCUUCUGCUUGAUUCUGGAGAAUGAAAAAGAGCUGGAUGAAUGGCUGAAAGCGAUGCUUUUACUUCAGAGUGGAGAUGUAGCCGAUGGAGAGCAACCUCGGCCUAUAUUUGAACAUGUAUGGCAAGUCACAAUGCAGAAGAAAGGACUAGGAGAACGAAAGAAUAUUCAUGGUCCUUAUAGGCUUUGCUUAACUGAUCGAACAUUAAGCCUAGUGAAAAUUGGAGUCAAGGAUAACUCAGAUUCUAUAGAAUUUCCUCUAAUUUGCAUCAGACGAUGUGGGUAUAUGGAGCGUAUCUUCUAUAUGGAAGUAGGUCGUUCUGCAGUAACUGGUGGUGGUGAAUUGUGGAUGGAAGCUGAAGACAACAAUAUAGCAUACAAUAUGCAUGCUGCUAUUAUGAAUGCUAUGAGCAAUUCUAACAGUAGCAAAGAUGAUGUGGGACCACGUACAAGAAUACGUAGUUCUUCUGCCACUGAGGCUAGCAAGCCAAAUUUUGCCCUACAACACUGUCACACUGGACAAAAGUUCCAUAGUUCACCAUUGGAGGAACACAGGACGCACGAGGAGCAGGUGGAUCCAGUUCAAGAACAGGAGCAGUUUAAUCAGACUCAGAGUACCUCUUCUUGCAAUACAGUUACGGCUGUUGCUGGUACCGGGGCUGGGACUGCUGGGAUUGCCUCGACUAAUACCAACUGUGCCACUACCACUAGACGUCGUCAUUCGGUAGCGAGUCAUCCCCAUUCCGUCAAUAAUUCCCAAUCCAUUCAUGUUACAACAACAACUACAACUACAUCAACCACCACCACUAUUACCAUCACUACGACCGCUACCGUGACCACUACAACCACAACCGCGACAAUAUCCCAUCAGAGAACCCUGUCGCUGCCCUUAGCUGCCGUUAUUAUCAAUCAAAUGCAAUCAUCUAAAAGAUCAGUUUUACGCUGUACAAAAGGACGUGACAGAUGCGACAGUUUGCCGUCUAGGGCUCGCACCACCAGCGAAAGUCAUCCUACGUCGAUAUUAAGCCAUCCCAGGAAUCCACAUUUUGGGUCUCACGUGCUGAGACCGCACUCUAUGUACGUGAGAGGCGGCCUUUCCUAUUCUCCACCAAUUACAUCGAUACCUAUCAGUCCUGCAUCCGGUGCAUGUUCUACGGAUUCAGCGGGAUCGUCCCUCUCGAUGGAUGAUGGUGGCGAAAAUAUAUUGGAAGAGGGUACUGUAUCGAGAUACGGACAUUCUUUGACGCCAGACGAGCCUGUUAUUUUGGAGGAGAAUGGCGACGAUUAUGCUCUUUGGUCCACGUCGCAUUUGCAUCACAAAUAUUCGCCAAAUUUCAAAUCGCAUUCUCCUUCCCAGCAAAGUUCCUAUAUAGAAAUGUCCAGCCCUUGUGGAUCGAGUCCUGGCCGCAGUACAGCCUAUAUGCCAAUGAGUUUAGGAACAGGACACUCGCAUUCGAGGGCGUCAUCCCUCAUUGAGGAGUCGGAGUCGAGCACAUUACCGGAGGGUUACGUACCUAUGGCACCCGUUGGAAACAAUGGAUACGUUGACAUGGAUCCUUCACAUAAUCAUAAUGGCCAUUUUCCCGAUGAUCUGUCGCAUGGUGGCAGUAGUUGUUCCGUUACUUCCGGUACACCUAGUACAGAUUUGCGGUUCUCUGAGUAUCAUUUAGAUAAAGUAACAAGUUUCUUGCCACCAGGAGAGGAUUUGCAAGCUAGACCAGCAAGAGCUUAUUCUAUUGGCUCUCGACCAGAACCCGUUAACAGGCAUCGUAAGAAUAGAUUGGAUAUUACUCAGCAAGAAGCUAGCAGAGUUCGAGCUUUCUCUGUAGGUAGUAGAUCUAAGAGACCUGUGAUUGAGAGGUUAGCGAAUGUAGUCACUGCACCGUUACCUGUUGGUUGUGAGAGUACGACUUCUAAUAAGUCGAACUCAGCACCGUUAUUAUCAAGUUCCUGGGGACACAAUUCCGGUUGUUCUGUGACAUCUGAGCGCAUGGAAGAUUUAAUGGAAUUGGAUUUCACGAAACCCAGUAUUUCUACAACUUUUAAUUCACCGCCUUCAUCUUAUUCGCAGUCGCAAUCUCAGUCACAUUCAUACUCUACUGCCACCGACACUAGUUCCUACGUUGAUAUGUCUCCUGGACAACUAGCCUCGUCGACCACUGCUCCGUACGUCGAUAUGAGCCGCAUAAAUAAGAUCAAUCGUAAUAACAAUAACAAUACAAUCACUGCCAAUCAAAAUCAUAGUCACAUUCAUGUAUCGUCCUCUGCUUCCACACAUAAACCUGUAAUUACUACUUUGAAGCCCGUGGAAGAAGCAGAAGGAUCAUACAUGAGAAUGGAUGGUGUUUUGGGGGAUUGGUCACGUUCCGGUACAAGUCCUAAACAAAUUUCAUCUCCUAUGCAAGAAGAAUGCGUGCAAUCGAACGGACCACCAGGGGUCACAAGAACAGCACCAGUCGAUCUUCCACGGCGACCACCUUCGGACUAUGUUGAUAUGACUUUCAAAUCAAGAACAAGCUUAGAACAAGACUAUAUAAAUAUGAACAUGAGCAAUCGAAACAAUCGUAAAACAGCAGCAGCACGAACCGGUAGUCGCAAGGAGAAGUUGCGAUCACAGCCGAUCGCAAUCCAAGCGGGAAAUAAACCUAUAAAAACGCCUAGUUUUUUACCCUUGAAUGGAAGCCCAGAGUCGGAAAGUUUAGCGAGUACGCCAGCGUCACCUCCGCGAGCAACUCCGACAGGUUCCUCUGCGACUAUUUUCCCUUUUUCCUUGAACAGUCCUCAGUCACCUGAGAAAUCGUUCACUCAUGAAAAGAAUUCUGAUAAAUCUUCAGAGUUGAGUGUAAUUUCCAAAAGUAAUAGUAACGAUCAUACAAUUAUGGAACCUGUGAGUACUGGAAUCAGCACGAUCAAUUCCGUUUCCGUAACGGAAUCAAAUAAUACUUUGCCGAAAGUAAUGAAGGAUAGACCGUCUAGUCCUACAGGGAAGGAAAAUCAAGUUAAUAGAGUGAUAUCGAUCAACACUUUGACCUCCCAAGAUAACAACAUAUUAAAUACUAUAACGAAAAAGUUAGCUGAUUUAAAUGUAACGAAGCCACGGUUGAUCACUGCGUCUCCGAACACCAGUCCUACUCUAUCCGGUUUUAAGCCAACUAUUGAAAACCAAUCAUCGUCUCCCAAAUUAUCAGAUGAAACGCCAACGUCUUCACCUACAGCCACGCCUAGCCCAUUAGAAAAAGAGAAUUCUGAUAAAGUGCAAACUGGUGCGGAAAUUUUGCAUUACGCUAGUCUUGAUCUUCCCGAGGUCGGUAAUACGGCACCCGUUUCGCCUGCGUCUCAAGAAGGCUUCAGUUACGCUGAAAUCGAUUUUGCAAAACUUGCCCAAAAUUAAAUAACCACCGUUUUGGAUAUGUAGGUGGUGUAAUUAUAUUGGUGUAAUACGUGUGUACUUCACGUGUUGUGAAAAAGCUGUAUUGGCUCAUUGCCUUAGUCGUGUUUCUUUCCUUUUUUUUAAACUGCAUUGACAAGUGUAAACAGGGCAAUCGUUGUAACAUUGGUCGAACCGAACUAAUGGAAAUUAGG